This is a messenger RNA of Aethina tumida (small hive beetle), 1506 nucleotides long. Its product is annotated as U2 small nuclear ribonucleoprotein auxiliary factor 35 kDa subunit-related protein 2. Bases 132 to 1400 code for a protein of 422 amino acids. The transcript has 5 exons. Gene Ontology annotation, biological process: mRNA splicing, via spliceosome. Gene Ontology annotation, molecular function: pre-mRNA 3'-splice site binding; metal ion binding. Gene Ontology annotation, cellular component: spliceosomal complex; U2AF complex. The record is from RefSeq and is a predicted model, not a curated record. NCBI's taxonomy places the organism in Eukaryota, Metazoa, Arthropoda, Insecta, Coleoptera, Nitidulidae.
GCAUAACCUUAAUCCACAUAACCACAUAAGUAAGUUGUGGUUUUGGUGUUCUAUAGAUCUAGGCCUCUAUCUACAUCGUUGGAUUGCAUUAUUCGAUUAAUUGUAUCCUUAAACGUAAAUUAUAAUAUUCAAUGGGAAAACAUGCAGAAUGGAGAAAAAUUGCAAAAAAAGAAAGACGAAAACGCAUCAGACAAGCCAAAGCCCAAGAAAGAGACAACAAUCUUAUCAAAGAACAAGCAGAACGAGAAAAGUCACCAACUUACCAAUCUUGGCUGUUAGAGCAAGAAGAGAGAGAGAGGUUUGAAUUAGAAGAACAAAACAGAAUUAGACAAGCACAAAAUGAGGAGUGGUGCAGAAUUGAACAGGAGGCACAGAAGCAAUGGAAAGAACUUCAGGUGAAACUACAAGCUGCCAGAGAUGAGAGAGCGAAACAGAAUGCCAAAAUAAAACUAGAAUGGGAGCAAGAACAAAAACGACUUAAAGAAUUAAAAGAACAGAAGGAAAGAGAAAUUGAAGAAAAACAAAAACUAAUAGAACAAAGAAACAAGGAAAUCGACGAGUUUCUUGAAAUAGGUGGUGACACUCCUGAACACCUUAACGUUGUGUAUGAAACUAAUCCCAGCAAAGAGCAGUGCCCAUUCUUUCAGAAAACCUCUGCUUGUCGAUUUUUCGAUGCGUGUUCUAGAAAUCAUGUUAGACCAGGUGUCAGUCGAAUUAUUGUCAUUCCCAAUUUUUAUUCACACUACAGUUUAGAAAAAACAUCAGAAAAUGAACAUGGUAGUGAUAACAAUUUAGAAUUUGAAAAUGAUGAAACCUACAAUCAUUUCAAAGAAUUUUUCUAUGAUGUUGUUCCUGAGAUGGAAAAAUGUGGCAGAAUAUUAAAUUUUCAAGUAUGCUGUAACCAUGAGGCUCACCUCAGGGGCAAUGUUUAUGUUGAAUAUAAAACCAAACAAGCAGCAUUGAAAAGUUAUAAAACUUUUAAUGGUAGAUGGUAUGCUGGAAAACAGUUAAAUGUUGAAUUCUGUUCUUUUGAUUCAUGGAAAAAGGCAAUUUGUGGAUUGUACUUUUCCAAGAGAUGCCCCAAAGGGAGUAAUUGCAACUUUUUACAUGUGUAUUACAACCCAAAGAACUUGUACAAUUUUGACAAUAAUAGUUAUAAGAAGGAAAUUAAUCAUGAACAAAGUGUUUCUGAAAGACGAAGUUGGAGAUGGUCAGAAUCCCCUGAAAAGAUUUUAACAGAACAAAGUCCCAAAAUACAUUCAAAUAGAAAAAGAAGAAGAUCAAGAUCUAAAGAACGUCGAAGACAUUCAAAUUCCAAUAGAAGAAAAAGAUCUAAGUCUAAGUCGUCUAGAAGAAGCAAGAGGAGUAGUUCUUCAAGACACAAUUCAAGAAGUCCUUAAUUAAGUUGUUAUAAAUAUUAUUGUAUAUAUGCAUAUAAAUUUGUUAUUAUAAUAUUUAUUUAUUUUUUCUAGUUUAUUGUUUUAAUAAAUACUAAUUAAAAUUCGG